Messenger RNA from Saccharomyces eubayanus, 810 nucleotides. It is a transcript of the gene LYS5, whose product is annotated as holo-[acyl-carrier-protein] synthase. Gene Ontology annotation, molecular function: magnesium ion binding; holo-[acyl-carrier-protein] synthase activity. Lineage: Eukaryota; Fungi; Ascomycota; Saccharomycetes; Saccharomycetales; Saccharomycetaceae. The coding region runs from base 1 to 810 and encodes 269 amino acids. The transcript has a single exon. Gene Ontology annotation, cellular component: cytosol. The record is from RefSeq and is a predicted model, not a curated record.
AUGGCUGAAACAAUUGAGGCACUGAAGAACAUUUCAAAGGUGGAAAAUGGAAGCGUAUGGGCUGGUGUUUUUGCAGUUAAAAUUCAAGAGGAUUUGCUUGCUGACGACUUUACAUUCGAAGUGCUAACAAGAGUGUUACCAUUGGACUCGCAAGCUCAAAUCUUUAAUAGGAAGUCGUUUCAUGAUAGAUGUACUAUUUUAUGCAAUCGGCUUCUGCAAUUGUUUGGCUGUUCUAUUGUCACGGGCUUAGAUUAUCAAGCGUUGAGGUUCGACAGGGGCAGCUUUGGUAAGCCAUUCUUGGGCAAUGAUCGAUCUAUUCCUUUUAGCAUGACAACAGGUGAACAGUGUGUAGCUAUGUCUUUGGUGAAGGGCGCGAGCACAGAUGAAUAUCAGAACAUUGGUAUCGAUAUUGCUUCUACGCGUAAUUAUGGUGGGAAUGAAGAACUGGAGUUAUUUAAAGAGAUUUUUAGUGAUGAGGAAUUUAAGGGUUUACAAAGAGCGUCUGAUCCAUGUGUGAUAUUCACUUACCUGUGGUCCCUGAAAGAAUCAUAUACAAAGUUUACCGGAACAGGGCUUAAUACAAAUUUGGCAACGAUAGAUUUUGGUGCGAUCACUGUCUUUCCCGUUAACGGAGCUUCAUUGGACAUUACCUUAGAUAACGUUCCACUGGUUUUUUAUUCUCGAUGGUUCAACAGCGAAAUCAUAACUACUUGCAUACCAAAGUCGAUCAGCAAUGACCUUAACAUGGGCAUCCCAAAAUUAUAUAACGUUCCCUUAUCUAUGCUAAUUGAUUAUUUCAUCAAGACGUGA